Messenger RNA from Nymphaea colorata (pocket water lily), 3640 nucleotides. RefSeq names its product kinesin-like protein KIN-5C. NCBI's taxonomy places the organism in Eukaryota, Viridiplantae, Streptophyta, Magnoliopsida, Nymphaeales, Nymphaeaceae. The transcript is spliced from 22 exons. Bases 98 to 3241 code for a protein of 1047 amino acids. Gene Ontology annotation, biological process: microtubule-based movement. Gene Ontology annotation, molecular function: ATP binding; microtubule binding; plus-end-directed microtubule motor activity. The record is from RefSeq and is a predicted model, not a curated record.
GCUCCUUCGACAAAAGAGACACUCUCCUCAGCCCCCUUCAUCCCUUUCUUCUCCCAAGAAUCCUCAUCUCCUCUCUCUCUCUCUCUCUCCCUGUGCAAUGGCUGGCCGCCACGAGAAGGAGAAGGGAGUAAACGUCCAGGUCCUCCUCCGCUGCAGGCCAUUCAAUGAAGAUGAGUUGAGAAGCAAUGCCCCUCAGGUCAUCACUUGCAAUGAGUACCAGCGCGAGGUCGCCGUCUCUCAGAACAUCGCCGGCAAGCAGUUCGAUCGGGUCUUUACAUUCGACAAGGUUUUUGGUCCUGGUGCUCAGCAAAAGGACUUGUAUGAUCAAGCAGUUGUGCCUAUAGUGAAUGAAGUUCUGGAGGGAUUCAACUGCACAAUAUUUGCGUAUGGUCAGACGGGAACCGGAAAGACUUACACGAUGGAAGGGGAUAGCAAAAAAUCAAAGUGUGGCGAGUUGCCUUUGGAUGCUGGUGUCAUCCCUAGAGCUGUGAAGCAGAUAUUUGACACCCUGGAGAGUCAAAGAGCUGAAUAUAGUGUGAAGGUCACAUUUCUGGAGCUGUAUAAUGAAGAAAUUACCGACUUGCUGGCUCCAGAGGAACUGUCAAAGGUUACAUUGGAGGAGAAGCAGAAGAAGCCAUUGCUCCUUAUGGAAGAUGGGAAGGGCGGUGUCCUUGUCAGAGGCCUUGAGGAAGAAAUUGUAACGAGUGCCAGUGAAAUAUUUUCCUUGUUGGAAAGGGGGUCUGCCAAGCGGCGAACUGCUGAAACACUACUGAACAAACAGUCUAGUCGUUCACAUUCCCUAUUUUCUAUUACCAUUCACAUCAAAGAAGCAACUCCAGAGGGCGAGGAACUUAUUAAAUGUGGGAAAUUGAAUUUGGUUGACCUUGCUGGUUCUGAGAAUAUAUCGAGAUCUGGUGCUAGGGAGGGACGUGCAAGAGAAGCUGGAGAAAUCAACAAAAGCCUACUUACACUUGGCCGAGUUAUCACUGCUUUGGUUGAGCAUCUUGGUCACGUCCCAUAUAGGGAUAGCAAACUUACCAGGCUAUUGCGUGAUUCUUUGGGUGGACGGACUAAAACUUGUAUCAUUGCUACGGUGUCACCAUCUGUUCAUUGUUUAGAGGAGACACUAAGUACUCUGGACUAUGCUCACAGGGCCAAAAAUAUCAAAAAUAGGCCAGAGGUGAAUCAGAAAAUGAUGAAAUCUACACUCAUUAAAGAUCUAUAUGGGGAAAUUGAUCGUCUUAAAGCUGAGGUUUAUGCUGCUCGGGAGAAAAAUGGUGUCUACAUUCCUAAGGAUCGUUAUCAUCAAGAGGAAAGUGAAAGAAAAGCCAUGUCUGAACGAAUUGAGCAAAUGGAGAGUUUGCUAGAUUCAAACCAAAAGCAAAUUGAGGACCUCCAAGGGAAAUAUGUUGCUCAAGCUCAACAUGGCGAAGUUUUACAGGCAAAACUUGAUGCGACACAGAAAGCUCUGGAAGAGACAAGGAAGUCACUUUCAGUGGCUAAGGAAAACCUCAAGAGGUCUCAUUAUACUAUCCGGGAGAGGGAGUAUGUUAUAUCCCAGCAAAAAAAAUCAGAAAACGAUCUAGCUCAUCAAGCUUUCAGCUUGCGCUCUGAUUUGGAAAAAUCUGUUCGAGAUGUAUCUGCAUUGUUUGCUAAAAUAGAGAGAAAGGAGAAGCUAAAUGCCGGGAACAGAUCAUUGGUUGAUGAAUUUAAAACAGAGCUCUUUGAAAAGCUUAAUGUACUCUCAAAUAUAGUGGACAUCUCAAUGAGCCAGCAAAUUCAGUAUCUUGAAGCUGUUGAAAAACAGUGUAGUUCUUGCCUAGAUUUCCAUGACAAGUCUCAACUGGAGUUCAAGAAGAAAAUGUUGGCAAUGAAGGGUUUGUAUUCCUGUCAUCUAGAAACAUUGCAAAAUGUUGUCCGUCUGCAUAAAGCAAAUGCAAAUGCAAACUUAGAAGAGGCUGUCUCGUUGUGUGCCAGCGACUUCUCUUCCCUUGAAGGGAUGGUUAAUGCAGAGGCUGGAGAAGCAGAAAAGAUGUUCAAGGAUAUCCAAACUACUUUUUCUGAUCAGCAAAGAGAAAUUGCCGAUUUUGCCCGAGAACUGAAGGAGAGAUCUCGUAUAAGGAUUGAGUUUAUGAAAGAAGUUUCUCUGACUACUACUGGCUUUUUUGAGAAGCUGGGCGAAGAAUCAAAAAAGCUCCAAACCCAUCUGUACCAAACACAUGAGGUUUGUGUGCAAAGUAUUGCUGAUUUUCAGAAGGCAUAUGAGGUAUUAAAUUUGCUGGUUAUACCUUCUUUUGCUUACUUGAUUUACAUCUUGAUAUUGUCUAACAUAAUGUUUUUUGAUGUACAGGAGCAAUCAAAGAUGGAUGAAGAGAGACUUUUACAGGACAUUGGUGCUUUGGUGUCCACGGCCAUGCAUAGGAAAAAGGAAUUGGUAAAUAUGCGGCUUUUGAGUUUGAGGGAUGCUGUUUCUGAGGAACAGCUGUCAUCUCAACAGCAUGUGUCUGUGAUAGAGGGUGUCACACAUGAUGCUAAAAGAAAAUGGGAAGAGUUCUCCGCCAAGGCUGAUAAUGAUGCGAAGGACACUGCAGAUUUUUCUGCAGCCAAGCAUUGUCGAUUGGAGGACUAUCUUCAAAAGUGUGUUAAGAUGACAGAUGCUGCUUCUGCCCAUUGCAUGAGAACUUACGAUGCUGUAAGGGGGAUGGGGAAACAGCAUGUUGUAGCAUUAGAGUCUCUUGUUAGGGAUGCAAUCUGCUGCAAUGAAACACAUGAUGCUGAAGUAGAUGCUAGCCGAAUUGCUGCCAGUGAAGAGAUUGCUCAAGAAGCUGAGAGCCUUGUCCAACAUGUAGAGGGUGUAUCUGAGCGUGAGCGUGCCUAUCGGGAUGAUAUAUUGUCAGCUGUGAUGGCUCACUCAACUGCUCUUACAAAUCUUCGGGAUGCACAUUUCUGCCAAGUUCAGGACAUUCAACAGCAAUCAGGGAGAUGUUUUGAUGAAAAAUAUAUGGAUUAUGAACCAACUACCACGACACCGGGAAGGAAGGAAAUAUGUUUGCCCACAAAAGAGAUGAUAGAAGAAAUGCGGAUGUUGCCAUUAGAGAUGCUGGUAAAGGAGUUUAGACAAAAAAGUCCCUAUGAGGAUGGGGAAGAUAUUUCUAUAGAUGAUGUGCUCAAGGAGACAAAAUUUGUUCAAAGUUUCACAAGUAUUCUUGAUUCCCGAUCUCCGCUGAAAGAACUAAACUAAGUGACUGCAGUUGCUUCUCUUUGUUGAGGAUUCGCUUCAAUUGUGUGUGUGAUGGCAUAGUUCUGCAACUAACACCGUUCUCCGAAGGAAUUAUUGUAAGAGCUGGUGUACAAUUAUUAUGUAUUUUAAAGAAACAUGUAACAUAGCUUUUUGGUUGAGGUUUGGAUAUCUGGAGUGCCCAUCUGCAAGAAGAUUAUUGCUGCGGGUGCAAUUUGGAUGAAAAUCAAUGGAGAACCUGUUGAUAUUGUUGCAGGAUUCAUAUACAUCAAUAUUGUUGAUGUUUUGACAAUUCCACAGAAGUGCCUGUUGUGUCUGUUAUUGGUCUAUACUUACUUUUGGUAUUUAAGAUGUAAUCAGCUUAGCUCUUAAAUGAAAUCUUUAGAUGUUUUUUUCUCCAAA